CCUACGUAACACGUUCCAGUUUACGUCCAAACUCACAGAAACGUCAACAUUUGUAUUUCGUUACGUAAAUGGCUAAUUACACCACUCAUAUUUAACCAAAAUAUUUCCUACAUUCGAUACAGAUUUAUAUUCGCAAAAUAAUGGCAAACAAGGACAGAAACAAAACGAUUUUGCUGGAAUUGGGGAAACUGCCAGAAAACAACCAAUGCGCAGACUGUAGCGCGCCGGAUCCUGACUGGGCGUCCUAUAAGCUGGGUGUAUUUGUGUGUCUGAACUGCUCUGGAGUGCACCGCAACCUGUCCAACAUCAGCCGCGUUAAAUCCAUACAGCUCGACUUCUGGGAUGACGAGCUGGUCAAGUUCAUGAAAACCAAUGGAAAUGCCACAGGCAGAGCCAUCUAUGAGAAAGCAGUCCCAGCAUUCUACUACCGGCCCCAGCAAGAAGACUGUGCCGUCUUAAGGGAGCAGUGGAUAAGAGCAAAAUAUGAGAGGAUGGAAUUUACCGGCGAGACAAAGUCCCCACUGGCCUACACAACAGGUUUCUAUGAAGGGAUGCUGUGGAAGAAGGGGAAGGAGAAGGGACAGUUUCAGAGAAGGAAGUUUGUUCUGUCUGAGAAGGAAUUCACCCUGUCUUACUUCAACAAGGAGGAUCCGUCCAAAGGGCCCAAAGCGCUCAUCUCCAUCAAAGACGUGAAUGUGACCUUUCAACCUGAGAAAAUUGGUCACGCCCAUGGUCUGCAGAUUACCUACCAGAAAGACAGCCACACCAGAAGUAUUUUUGUCUACCACGAAAGUGGAGAGGAGAUUGUCAACUGGUUCAAUGCCAUUCGAGCUGCUCGCUUUGCCUACCUGAAAACAGCAUACCCCACAGGAAGUGAUAAAGAAUUGAGGACUAGAAUUACCAGAAACUACCUCAAAGAAGGGUACAUGGAGAAGACAGGUCCUAUGCAAAAGGAGAUGUUCAAAAAGAGAUGGUUCAUCUUGGACUCCCAAGACAGGAAGCUCCUUUACUUCAAAAGCCAGCUGGAUGCUGAGGAGCUGGGAGUUGUGUUCAUCGGCACAGAGACCAAUGGUUACUCAGUGAGUGAGUGCAUUCCCAAAAGGACCAGAGGCAACCGGUGGAGGUGUGGAGUCACAGUGGACACGCCGGACCGCCAGUUUGUCUUCAUGUGUGAGCAGGAGAGGGAACAGAGAGAGUGGGUGGAGGCCCUCAGAGAGGUCAUCUCUAAACCCAUGCAGCCCCAGGACUACACCACUGAAGCCAACAUCCGAGGGAAGAGUUGACUUUCGAGAGAGAGCUGAGGGAAGAGUUGACUUUUGAGAGAGAGCUGAGGGAAGAGUUGACUUUCGAGAGAGAGCUGAGGGAAGAGUUGACUUUCGAGAGAGAGCUGACUUUCGAGACAGAGAUUCCACCAACAUUGGCUGCAAAACCCACUCUGAAGACUCAUCUACACUGAACAAAAAUAUAAACACAACAUGCAACAAUUUCAAAGAUUUUACUGAGUUACAGUUUAAAUAAGGAAAUCAGUCUGUUGAAAUAAAUUAAUUCAGACCUAAUCUAUGGAUUUCACAACUGGGAAUACAAAUAUGCAUCUAUUGGUCACAGAUACAGAAAACCAGUUAGCAUCUGGUGUGACCACCAUUUGCCUCAUGCAGCACGACACAUCCUCUUCGCAAGUUGAUCAGGCUGUUGAUUGUGGCAUGUGGAAUGUUGUCCCACUGCUUUUCAAUAGUUGCUGGAUACUGGCGGGAACUGGAACACGCUGUCGAUCCAGAGCAAUCCCAAACAUGCUCAAUUAGUGACAUGGUUGGUGAGUAUGCAGGCCAUGGAAGAACUGGGAUUUUUUUUUAUUCCAGGAAUUGUGUACAGAUCCUUGCGACAUGAGGCCGUCCAUUAUCAUGCUGAAACUUAAGGUGAUGGCGGCUGAUGAAUGGCACGACAAUGGGCACGACAGGAUCUCGUCACGGAGUCUCUAUGGAGUCAAAUUGCCAUCGAUAAAAUGCAAUUGUGUUAAUUUUCCGUAGCUUUAUUCCUUCCCAAAUCAUAACCCCACCGCCACGAUGGGGCACUAUUCACAACGUUGAGCUUGCCUGAGACCGUUUUCUGGCAAGUUUGUGCCGAAAUUCUUCAGUUUUGCAAACCCACAGUUUCAUCAGCUAUCCGGGUGGAUAGUCUCAGAUGAUCUCGCAGAUGAAGUAGCCGGAUGUGGUGGUCCUAAAAUUUUGGAGAAAUACAUUUUUUUUGUGCAUAUGGAACAUUUCUGGGAUCUUUUAUUUCAGCUCAUGAAACAUGGGACCAACACUUUACAUGUUGUGUUUCUAUUUUUGUUCAGUAUAUAAGAAACUUCCAGUAUCACUGCAUUGAAUGUAUCCCCCUUAGUGACAGCAGGCCUCUAAAUAUAUUACUUCUUUGAGGACAAUGUCUAGGACUGUGGGUUGUUUAUUUACAAUGCAGAUACAUGGUUCUACUGGAAUUAUUGAAAAAUGAAUUGGGGCAGUACUGUCUCACCACAAAUUAUGGACAAAUACUAGAUGCCUUGCUCGGCAUGGAAGGUAAAAAUUGUUAUUCUCAAACCUUACAUAUUAAAAUGGCAGAGUUGUGUGUCCCGUGUGCACUUGUUUUAAGUGUGAAACAAUGGUCAAUUCUGUUGCUAUGAGAAAGUAAACGUGUGUGAGUGUGCGUACAUAUUAUAAAAUGAAUAUCAACUGGAAUAAUAUCUAAUACCAACUGUGAUUACCAAUAAAAACUGUGAUAAUAUAACAA
This is a messenger RNA of Oncorhynchus masou masou (cherry salmon), 2763 nucleotides long. Its product is annotated as arf-GAP with dual PH domain-containing protein 2-like. The record is from RefSeq and is a predicted model, not a curated record. Gene Ontology annotation, cellular component: intracellular membrane-bounded organelle; plasma membrane; cytoplasm. Gene Ontology annotation, molecular function: phosphatidylinositol-3,4,5-trisphosphate binding; phosphatidylinositol bisphosphate binding; GTPase activator activity. Lineage: Eukaryota; Metazoa; Chordata; Actinopteri; Salmoniformes; Salmonidae. Gene Ontology annotation, biological process: positive regulation of GTPase activity; heart development.